Molecule: messenger RNA, 2238 nt
Organism: Acanthoscelides obtectus
Lineage: Eukaryota; Metazoa; Arthropoda; Insecta; Coleoptera; Chrysomelidae
Source: the annotation of a GenBank genome assembly
GAAGGGCAAAGCUUGAGACUUAACGAAUAAGGGUAUGUUUGUGGCCUAUGCGCCUGCUCCUCGUGGUGGCCGGUAUGCAUCUAAUUUCAUUUACUAUUUAUGAAUCGGCCACGUGACAAGUCAACAACCUCUCCAGCACGAUUGCCUGUUUGACCGACACCGUCCAUUUCGACGGAGAAGGAGGAAAAAUCAUCUUCCAAUUGUGAAUUAUCGCACUUGAUUUGAUAAAGCGCGGAUAUUUAAAAGAGCGCCCGGUGGAGUUUCGCCGACAGUUUCUGAGUGCUCGACUUGAGGAAUUAGAAACGAAGCACUGCAAUCAAACCGCUGAUAAGCACGCGAGUGAUACGGGCGACUAGUGAUAUUUACUUAGAGGCAACAUGGUCUUGACCGACAGAGAGAACGUGAAAAUAGCCAGGAACUCUAAGGCUGAGGCGAAGCAUCAAAAUGGCCGCCAGGAUAAUAAAAACGACACUAAGAACAAGGAAAACGGAGUCGGGAGCCUUCACCAUGAGGUGAAGAUAAUCGAUCCAUCUGAAUUGUUGAGGCCUGAGCCGAAAUUCGCACAGAAACCAAUUAGCCAUUUCAGGGACUAUUCUGUAGAUGAAAACGAUCCAAUCAAAGAAAGGGUCCGCAAGACAUAUGAGGACAUGCAUACCAACCAGACCGUGCAGUUUGUAAGAGACAAAAUGGAUCAAUGGUGCAAAUUCAACCACUUCAAGGCCACAAUGAGGGAAGCACUUGAAAAGCUGAACGAGUUGGUUGACGAAAGUGAUCCAGAUGUCAACAUCCCCAACAUCGUCCACGCCUUCCAGACAGCAGAAAGGAUCAGGAAAGAUUAUCCCAACGAUGACUGGUUCCAUCUCACUGGGCUCAUCCACGAUGCUGGAAAGAUUUUGGCGAUGUACGAUGAACCCCAAUGGAGUGUGGUAGGAGAUACUUUUGUCGUUGGCUGUGAUUGGAGCAAAAACAUCGUAUACCGGGAUGAAUCUUUCAAAAACAACCCAGAUGCCAACAACCCGAAAUACAACACCAAAUACGGUAUGUAUGAAGCAAAAUGCGGAUUGGAUAACCUGUUGAUGUCUUGGGGCCAUGACGAGUACCUUUACAGGGUGCUAGUUCACAACAACACCAAACUACCUGCAGAGGCUCUGGCUAUGAUCAGGUUCCACAGCUUCUACCCAUGGCAUUCAUCUGGAGACUACUCUCAUCUACUCACUGAGGAGGACGAGAAGACCAAGCAAUGGGUACUCAAAUUCAAGUAAGUAAAAACAUUCUCUUUUGUACAACAGAGCCAACUAUGCAGGGUGUUUUGAAAUGUGGGACAUUCAGUUCCAUAAACAAACAUAAGGAAUAAACUGAGAAAUAGUAAAUCGAAAAUUGAUGAAAAUUGCGACCAUAUAAAGGAUGUCCCAAAAUUAAGGAAAGUUUUAAAUUAAAUAGAAAACACAGUUUUGAGUCUUUAGAUUGUUGUUUUUUAUUGAACCAUUAAGUUCUUAGAAUAGGGUUACGUAUGGAACACUCUUUUGUCGAAAUGUUUCAUGACUUUUCUGGCUGAAUUUCGUUGAUGCAUGGUUUAAUUCCAUCUGCGGAUACUAAACUUUCAUUAUUUUUGAAAUAUUGUUCAAUAAUGAAAUACGUUGUUGUAUCGUAUAAAGCUCCAUUAUUAUUAACCUCUCAGCCGUCAAAUUUUUCUUUUUUCAGGGCUGCCUACAAUUUACUUCAAACAUGGCGGCAAAUUCAAAUCUUGCGUUAAUUAUUGUAUACCCUUUAUUUGAUGAGACACAUGAUUCUCAUAAGUGUACUGUUUAAAGCUGCCGCCGCUGGUUUCCAAAAACAUAUUCGUGUUGACGUGUCCACUAUUCUGGGGUUUCUAGGUGCUCCACAGUGCAUAUUUCGACGAUUCUUGAAAUAUCCCGUUUUACUAGCCUUCUGGGGGAAAACAAAACACUAACCGUAGACUAACAAUCAUGUCGACAAACUCGUCACUUCUAUUGUUCCAUUUUCAGUUUCAUCAAAUCCGAUUUGUAAACAAACAGCACAAUUUACCUACACAACGCCUGGGUUGAGUAGUGACACGCUUCGUGUCUUUUCACCUAACAGCAGGGCCGUAUUCGAUAUCGCAGACCUUUUCUGAACCUAAUAUGCAGCUACGAAAAUUUGUUUAUUCUUACAAGAACUAUACAGGGUGCUUCAGUUUAUUGUUGCAUAACUUUAAGAUUCGAUAGAACUUUUAAAAUU